AUGUCAUCUGAACAAAUAUCUAGUACUGCAUCUACACAAUCUGUUAGAGCUAAGUCAGAUCCUACAUGGGAGCAUUGCACUGCAAUACCAAAUGAAAAAGGUGGCAAGCCUCGCUUAAGAUGCCUAUAUUGUGGAAAGGAAUUUGGUGGUGGUGGAAUACACAGAAUGAAACAACACCUUGCUGGAAAAAAAGGAGAUGCAACUAGUUGUAAAAGUGUACCACAUGAUAGACCAGCUAAGAAAUUGAGAAAAGAAGAGGACAAUCCAUUGGAAGUGGAUGAUGAAAUUGUGCAAGAAAUAAUUCCUUUAAGUUCCUCUCAACUAGCUAAAAGAAAGGCAUCUACAGCUGGAGACAAAUUCUUUGCCCCAAGGACAAGCUCGGGAGCACAGCCAGGAAUUCGAAGUGCAUUUGCAGGUAAAGAAGCUUUGCAUAGAGCGGAUUUAGCUGUGGUUAGGUGGUUGUAUGAUUGUUGCAUUCCUAUGAAUGCUGUAAAUUCUGUUUACUAUCAGCCCAUGAUAGAUGCUAUUUCAGCUAUUGGCCCUGGUUAUAAAGGACCAACUUACCAUGCUGUGAGAACCAAAUUAUUACAAGACAUGAAAAAGGAGGUGCAAUUAUUAGUUGAUGAAUGUAGAAGCUUUUGGGCUGAGACUGGAUGUACAAUAAUGGCUGAUGGUUGGCAAGAUCAAAGAAAUAGACAGUUGAUUAAUUUUCUUGUUUAUUGCCCUAGAGGAAUGGUUUUCAUUAAAUCUGUUGAUGCAUCGGAUAUUGUUAAGGAUGCUCAAAAUCUUUGCAACUUAUUCAUGGAUAUGGUUGCUUUUACUGGUGCAAACAAUGUUGUCCACUUGGUAACUGAUAAUGCAGCUAAUUAUAAAGCUGCUGGAAGGUUGUUAAAUGAUAAGUUUCCUUCUAUUUUCUAG
Prosopis cineraria is the source of this 918-nucleotide messenger RNA. RefSeq lists its product as uncharacterized. The transcript has 2 exons. The record is from RefSeq and is a predicted model, not a curated record. Bases 1 to 918 code for a protein of 305 amino acids. NCBI's taxonomy places the organism in Eukaryota, Viridiplantae, Streptophyta, Magnoliopsida, Fabales, Fabaceae. Gene Ontology annotation, molecular function: DNA binding.